AUGAAUUUUGAGAAUCAUACCGGCUACGGCCAACCUACGGGUUCUUGGAGAACUUUGAAUCACAACCAAAGAGGAGAUUUUGACCAGAAAGGUCAACGCGGAUUUACUCAGAAUCAACUUGUCCAUCAAAAUAAACAAAAGUCAAACAGAAAGCAGCGUUCUAAUGCUAGAAUGGAAAAUUUUCGAAAAGAAAAAUCUACGCAAAACGCUGAUGCUUUUAUCAAGAAGAGC
Brenthis ino (lesser marbled fritillary) is the source of this 231-nucleotide messenger RNA. The record is from the annotation of a GenBank genome assembly. NCBI's taxonomy places the organism in Eukaryota, Metazoa, Arthropoda, Insecta, Lepidoptera, Nymphalidae.